This is a messenger RNA of Carcharodon carcharias (great white shark), 2613 nucleotides long. Its product is annotated as collagen alpha-1(XXII) chain-like. NCBI's taxonomy places the organism in Eukaryota, Metazoa, Chordata, Chondrichthyes, Lamniformes, Lamnidae. The coding region runs from base 1 to 2613 and encodes 870 amino acids. The transcript has 14 exons. The record is from RefSeq and is a predicted model, not a curated record.
AUGAAGCCUGGUAAUCCACCGGUACAUGGCUUACAGAGAGCAAGGAAGAAGAAAAAGAGUGCGAUGGAGGUAGUCCCAAGUGACGGGCGGUCAGAAUCCAAACUCAAAAAUGUCUCCAAUACGCUAGGCAUCCUCAAUUUCAUCCAAAUUAAAGAUGGAACAAACUUGAAUGUACCUAAUGCAAAUCAUUCAGCAAGCAGUGAUAUGGACAGUCGUGAUGAUGUAUCCUUAUCUGCCAACUCCGAUGUGCGACAGCUGAAGUCUCCAUCACCAAAGUCAUUUCAAGAAGCCAAGGAUGAAUUGAAAGAGCUCCCCCCUAAAAGGCCAAUAAAGUUGGCUCCAUUAGUGCUCUCCGAGGAUGUCAAGAAAGCCCAACUUGAGAAGCUUAAAGAUAUUCAAAAAGAGGCCAAGUUAGCUGCAGAGAAGCUGGCUUCCAGUGGAGCAAUUAGCAUUGAACAGCAGCCAAAAAAAGUGAGAAAUCACAAGCAGCUGGAAAACCUGGAGAAGAUAAAGCUGGCUGAAAAGACAUUUCUAGAAAACCAUAAAGCCCCAAAACAUCUGUUGCAAGAAGUACCAUUUUUCCCUGUCAAGAUUUCAAAUUCAAUUACCCACCGUAAAUUUGAAGAACCAUCACUUCCAAGCAAACCCUUGAUUCUGAAGAGCACAAAUAUCAAUGCUUUACCUGAAAAAGAGCAUGAUGCACGGAGGUAUAUUCCUGAUGAAAACCCUGUAUCCUCACUCCAUGCUGUAAGAGGGAGACUAAAGCUGAGGCAAGGUAAAGGCUAUGAUGAUGGAACACAUGAUAAAUCUAUGACUUUAAAACCAUUACGACUAACUGUUAGUAAUGGCAACAUCAAUGAAGAACUUAACAUUGUGAGCCAGCAGGCAGAGAAGAAACACUGUGAAGCAAGCUGCAAGAAUGUCCACUAUGACCUGGUCUUUCUGCUGGAUACGUCCUACAGUGUGGGCAAGGAGAACUUUGAAAAGGUCAGGCAGUGGGUGGCCAAUUUGGUGGGGACGUUUGAUAUUGGUCCAGAUAAGACGAGAGUAGGGGUCGUAAGCUACAGUGACAAGCCUCACACCGAGUUCAACUUAGGCGCUUAUGAGAACAUAGAAGAUAUCAAGCAAGCUGCAGCAAGCAUCAGGUACCGCCGAGGGAAUACUGUAACUGGGGAGGCCAUUGGCUAUGUCACCUUAAAUAGCUUCUCACAACAAGCAGGUGGAAGACCCAAUGAUCCGAACAUUCAGAAAGUGGCAAUUCUCUUGACAGAUGGCAGAAGUCAGGAUGAGGUGUUGCCGAAUGCCACUUUGGCUCACUCCGCUGGCAUCAGGCUCUUUGCUGUGGGGGUUGGUGAUGCCCUUAAGGAGGAACUGGAGGAGAUUGCCUCAGAACCCAAAUCAGCUCACAUGUUCCACGUUACUGAUUUUAAUGCCAUAGACAAGAUCCGAGGAAUACUGCGACAAAGACUGUGUCAAAAUGUGCUAUGUCCCAAUCUGAAAUUGGAAGGCAGUCAGUACAAACUACAAAAUAAAGCUUCAGCUAACAUCCCAGGUUUUGACUUAAUGGAGCAGUUCCGUGUGAAAAGUAUUGUCGGAACAAAAGAUGGAGGAUUUGUUCGCCUUGGAACGAUGCCCAUAGUUCAGAUGACAAAAGAUGUGUUUCCUCAAGGCCUGCCUGAUGAAUAUGCAUUUGUUGCGACAUUCAAGUUCCGAAAAGCUUCACGAAGAGAAGACUGGUACAUCUGGCAAAUUAUCGACAAAUAUGGGAUUCCACAGGUUUCCAUUCGACUGGAUGGGGAGAACAAAGCUGUGGAAUACAAUGCAGUCGGACUGAGGAAGGAUGCCGUGAGGACUGUUUUCAGAAACCGAGAAGUCAGUGGCUUAUUUGACCGCAAUUGGCACAAGAUGGCACUAAGCAUUCAAUCGAGCAGCGUCUCUCUUUACAUUGAUUGCAAUCUGAUUGAAACGCUGCCAAUGGAAGAACGGGAGAACAUCAACAUUCAAGGGAAAACAGUCAUUGGCAAACGCCUAUAUGAUAGUGUCCCGAUUGAUUUUGACCUUCAGCGGAUUGUCAUUUAUUGCGAUGCCAAGGAUGCGGAGCUGGAGAGCUGCUGUGAUCUUCCCAGCAACCCAUGUCAGAUUACGCUUGCCACCCAAGUUCCUUAUUUGGAGAUCUCAACACCACCACAGUCACCUGCCGAGGUUGACAGCACAAAGAGCAUUAACUGUUCCUGCCAUAAGGGAGUGAAGGGUGAUCGUGGUCAACCUGGUUUUCAAGGAGCCAGAGGCCCAAUGGGUGAGCCAGGCAAAGUAGGAGCUCAUGGUCCCAAAGGAGAAAAAGGAGAACCAGGCAAAAUAAGCUAUGCUUCAUGGGAAAAAGGUGAAAAGAGCCAGAAUCUUCCUACACUGCAGAAAGUGAAGUCAGGCCCUGUAGUCAAUACUACUUCUAAUAAGCUCUACCUGUCUCUAUCUCCUUGGACUGUAGUUCGGAUUAAGACACUGUGUGAAAGUGUUCUGGCAAUUUCUAAAGCCAAGCAUUUUACUUACCUGACCUUCACAACAACAAUCUUCCCAGAACUAAACAUUACCUCAAAAACAUUAACGUUAACAUGA